GAGUUAUUCAGUGCAGAACAAGUCGCUGCAGUUCACAUCGCAGAGGAGUGAAACCUGAACAAUCAAUAUGAAGUCUUUAGGCCUUCUUUAUUCUCUGAUGGUCUUUCUUACAUGUGGAUUGGUGUCUGUUUCAUCCAUGGGCCCACAGUGUACAGAUAUCAUCGAUGAAGGCACAGGAGAAGACAAGCUUUAUAGAUUUCACUUUGACCCCCAGUUAGGAUCCUGUACCCCCUUCUACUACAAAGGACAGGGCGGCAACAACAACCGUUAUGACUCUGAUCAAGAAUGCAUGAAAGCAUGUUCGUCAAAAUACAAUGAGAUCUAUCCCAGUGAAGAUGAAGUGUGUUCUCUGCCACCGGACCAAGGCACCUGUUUUGCCAUAAUCCCAAAGUAUUAUUAUGACAGUACAGAGAAGAACUGCCGAGUGUUCUUGUAUGGAGGUUGUCAAGGGAACGGCAACCGCUUUGAUACCAGAGAAGAGUGCAAAAAGAUCUGUCUAGCAAAAUCCGGAAGACUCCUGGGUGCUGAAGAUGCUCCAAACCCUGAUCAGAAAACUGUUAAUGCAGGGCUGAUCGUUGGUGUUUUGGGUGGUCUUGUAUUCGCUGGCGCUGUCAUUUCUGCUAUUGUGAUGUUUGUGCUCCAUAAGAAGAGCAAGAAGGCUGAUAGGAAGCAGGUGCCAACAUCUGAUAUUGAAUUGAACUAGACUCUAUUGCGACAGCAUCCUGUCUGUACAUACUGUAUGUCAUUAGUGCCUUUGUAUCAUUUUUUAUUUUUUACAUUUAUACCAGUCAUGUUUCAAAAGUGAUAGAAAGAUGGAUAUACAGCAAUGCAUAUUUAGUGUUCACAAUUAAAAUAAUUUCUCCUGACUAGUGGAGUUCAGUUAUGAAUAGGACCCCAGACUCUGUACUGUAUGCUGUAAAAUCAUGAUUUAUGGGUGUGGGGGGGAGUCAAUCGGAAGCAUUCCACCAUAUGAGUUUCGUAAUUGUACAUGAUCAAAUCUGAGGACUGUCUUUUCUAGAGAGCUUGCUGAAAUAAUGUAUUGAUGUGAUGUCAUAAGUCUUUGUUAUGUGAUGAGAAGUUUUAUUGGUAUA
This is a messenger RNA of Myxocyprinus asiaticus (Chinese sucker), 1091 nucleotides long. RefSeq names its product boophilin-H2-like. The coding region runs from base 68 to 703 and encodes 211 amino acids. Gene Ontology annotation, molecular function: serine-type endopeptidase inhibitor activity. Lineage: Eukaryota; Metazoa; Chordata; Actinopteri; Cypriniformes; Catostomidae. The transcript is spliced from 6 exons. The record is from RefSeq and is a predicted model, not a curated record.